Molecule: messenger RNA, 1652 nt
Organism: Klebsormidium nitens
Lineage: Eukaryota; Viridiplantae; Streptophyta; Klebsormidiophyceae; Klebsormidiales; Klebsormidiaceae
Source: the annotation of a GenBank genome assembly
GCCGACUGUUCAGUGUUCUCCGUUGUACCAGCGGGACGACCCUGCAGGCUGCCAGUGCCAGGCGCCAGAGCACAGCCCAGGCCAUUCGCAGCGGCAAAGCACUGGCGCAGGUGACCAUGAUUGUUUUGGCUACAAAGUACCUGGUUCUAGCGCAGUCGUUGCAGUUGCCAGAGUUUUUGCGCGAGUAUGCAAAGGCGGGGGGUGACAAGACGCGCGUGCUUGUCCUGAGUUGGCCUUAUCCCUUUGUGGACAAGUACGACGAGGUUCCGGUCAGGGACAAGACCGAUGGUUUUGAGGUGAUCUUUGAUUGGAUCCAAGUCAUCGACUUGGAUCAGAGCCUGAUUCAAACGGACCGGGGCGUGCAGAUUUCCUUCGAGGAGCUUGUGAUCAGCCCUGGGGAAAGUGUUGUUGCCGAAGAACGCGGCUUGCGUGUUGGAGACAAGGGUGUGGUAUGGUCGCGAACAAAGAUUGGAGGUCUGAAAUGGGCUGCAAGAGCUGAGCGGGGGGUUUGCUUUGAGGGACAGGUAGACAAGAAGGAGGCCGAAGCUGCAGAAAGGCGUGCCGAACGGCUUGCACGUGUCCAGGAGAUCAAGAACCGGUUCAAGUCUGCAUCGACGAAAAGCACGGAUCGCUCACUGAGCCAGAGCAGACCAGCCCCAAGGAGCUUUGAGGCCGACAGGAUCGAACCUGCGAGACGGAGGACGUGUCAAGUUGUGCGCGCUUUAGGGUCGAAUACCAUUAGUGAAGGGCUAGCAUAAAAAUGCCAACAGCGGUGCGGUGUAGCAACGGCUAUUUAGGGUGGGGGCCCCAAGAGGCGGUAGGACGUUUGGAAAGUUAUUGGGAGGACAAGGAUGGAGUUGAAGAAAUAACCUACGGAACAGGUUAUCUAGCAGUGUUUGCAAGAACCUUCCAAGCCCCGGCGGACCGCGAUAAAGCGCCCCUUUAUCUUGCAACAAGUGCUCACGGUGUAGUGGAGGAGGGAAAGAAGCUGACAAUGGCUCUGUUUUAUCCGGAGCAACGGACGCCGGAGGAUACGGCACCGGGGAGGGAGAAGGGGGUCUUCGAGAUCGCGUUUGACAGGGUUAGCCGAAAUAAUGCCGCGUUUGUUUCGCCCAAAUACAAAGUGGGGUCGGAGGAUGAUGGAGGCGCGUUUGACAUAGCGUUCAUACGGCUUAGAGAGGUAUUAGGAGGGACUAGGUCGAUGACUCAGUUUAGGAGGCUAGCUAUCGUGAUCCAUCUUGAUGCUCCCGUCGCAAUAGGUGACAUCAUUUGUUGGUUUGGAUACCCCCUAGCCGAGGAGAUGGAUACAAGAGUCGAUGAGUCCUUCAUGUACAAACACUCUUCGGCUUUGAAGGCAAGGCUUCCGGAAAUAGAGGGCAUACCCGGGGCUUUAGUUAGGGAGGGGUCAGGCAGGUCAGGAAAAGGUGGGAGUGGGGGCCCAUGGUUAAAGGGUCCAAUGCUAUUGGGGCUAUGGCUUGGCAGUUCAAUGAACAACUCUUUGAAGCAGAAGUCCCAGAUAGCCAUAGUCCUUAUUUUAGCACACUUUUGAUAGACUCCGCCUUGAGCAACAGAAUUAUGAAGUGAGAAUAUAACUUCAGUAAUUACAGGUGCAUCAAUGCAUGUACCGUCAUUUCAUGGUGCAUGGAUCCAGC